Molecule: messenger RNA, 258 nt
Organism: Bubalus bubalis (water buffalo)
Lineage: Eukaryota; Metazoa; Chordata; Mammalia; Artiodactyla; Bovidae
Product: ATP synthase subunit epsilon, mitochondrial
Exons: 1
Coding region: 17-172 (51 amino acids)
Biological process (GO): proton motive force-driven mitochondrial ATP synthesis
Cellular component (GO): mitochondrial inner membrane
Molecular function (GO): proton-transporting ATP synthase activity, rotational mechanism
Source: RefSeq, a predicted model, not a curated record
CCCCUCUCGCGAUAUCAUGGUGGCGUACUGGCGACAGGCUGGACUCAGCUACAUCCGGUACUCCCAAAUCUGUGCAAAAGCAGUCAGAGAUGCGCUGAAGACUGAAUUCAAAGCAAACGCCAUGAAGACUUCUGGCAGCACCAUAAAAAUUGUGAAAGUGAAAAAGGAAUAAUUUACCCUGAGUACAGCCUGAAUGCUGCAUGUUCAAGGUGAAGCUGUGGGCACGUAUUAUAGCAGAUUGGAAACCAUCUCCCUUCA